AUCAUAUCAAACAGGAAUGCAUAUUGGGAGCAGUCAUGGUCUUCUUCGGAGGAACUACUCCCAACAGCUUUCAAUAUACUUAAAUCCAACAAUUUAUUGGAGUGUACAUACACUCACCGACCUAGCCUAAAGCUGUUAGCCAAACAGAAGUGGGCAACUCGCGUCUUCCUUGUAUUCGAUAUCCCCAAUACUUCGUAUGAUCCUAGUCUAGGACAUUUACCCGACCACAACCAGCUUCCCGUGACAAUUGUUCGACUAGGGGAAAGGGUCCAAGCUUACACGGCCAGCCCACCUAUCCAAAACAAGGUGAACCAGGAUGUCGCCAGAGCUCAUAACGACAACGGUAUAAACAGCUUCCCACCCUUUGUUACAGAUUAUACGUCCGGGCCACCGGUAUAUCUCAAUCCACGCAAUACGGCAUUACUGUUAUGA
This is a messenger RNA of Aspergillus ibericus CBS 121593, 432 nucleotides long. RefSeq lists its product as uncharacterized. The annotation marks the transcript as partial. The transcript has a single exon. Lineage: Eukaryota; Fungi; Ascomycota; Eurotiomycetes; Eurotiales; Aspergillaceae. The record is from RefSeq and is a predicted model, not a curated record.